Nasonia vitripennis (jewel wasp) is the source of this 1444-nucleotide messenger RNA. It is a transcript of the gene sing, whose product is annotated as protein singles bar. The record is from RefSeq and is a predicted model, not a curated record. Bases 156 to 743 code for a protein of 195 amino acids. NCBI's taxonomy places the organism in Eukaryota, Metazoa, Arthropoda, Insecta, Hymenoptera, Pteromalidae. The transcript has 5 exons. Gene Ontology annotation, cellular component: membrane.
AUUCGCCUCGGAGGGUUUUUCGGAGUCAGUCGGUCGGUGCUGAGGGAGGAGAGAACAGCCUGCUCGGAGAGAUUGCUGCCGCGUGCGCUUUAUAAGUUUUGCGAUAGGAGGGAUUGAAGUUUGCUUUCAACGAUCGAAUAAGGAAACGGAACAAGAUGAUAAAAUUCGGCGGCGGAGCAAACAAUAACAGCAGUGCCGGCGGCAGAGGACCGAUCAUAAGGAUGGCGAACACGAACAGCCAUGGCCAGGGUGGCAUCGACUGCUGCUUCUGCAGAUGCUGCACUUGUAUCCACCUCGAGUAUCUGCGGACUGUGCCCGGUAUCAUCAAGCUUCUCGAAACAGUAAUCAGCGGUUUCAUUCAGAGCCUACUCAUAAAUUACGGGCUGAGGUACAGCGCGACCAUCGGCUCGGCCUUUGAGGGAGCCUUGACGACAUCCUCCGCCUGCUUCCUCACCUCGGCCGUCCUGCUGGCCUGCUACGUUAUCUCCGAAAAGUCCUACCGGCUCAUUCGCGCCUCGCUUUUCGAAAUGAUGUUCAACUCGCUCUCCUGCUUUCUCUACCUGAGCUCGACGGCCUACCUCGCGUUCGCGACAAAAAUGUUCCUCUGGCCAAUGUACGUCAUCACGCCGGGCUUUGACGUUUAUCCUGCCAUGACGGCUGCCUACAUGCUCAGCGGAGUCGUCGGGAUUCUGCACGGGACUGACGCCUACUUUUCCUUGCAGCACUACCGGAGCCAAAGAUAACCGUUUUAUACGUAUGCAGAUAUGCUGCAGGCUGAGUCAAGCAAUUAUCGGAACUGUUUAUAUACUAGUCAGAGAAAUUGUUAUAACGAUGCGAUGCGUUGUAUAAUCCGAGAACUACGUUGUGCGAAUAGAUAUGUUAUAUUAUAUUACAAUACAAUGCGCGCGCGUGGGGAUAUUUAAAUUGAAUGCGCGCGCGCGAAACGCAACUGUACUUAAUCUUUCGACUGAUGAGAUGCGAUAUGCGCAGGUGCAAGAGCGCGUUCGAUGUUUUUCAGCUUUAUAACUGUAAUCUUCGAAAUACAGAUAGCUAGUGGAAUAUAGACUCGCGCGUCGAGAAGAUAUAGUCACUCGAAAAACUGCGGCGGCGGCGGCGGUUGAAAGCGAACCGGAAAUUGAUUGUAAUCCGCCGGGGAGAGCUGCGAGUCUUAAACGGUUCAAGAGUGUAGAUCGUUAAACCGACGCGCCUCCGAUGCUCUCUUCUCUAUUUAGGUAUAUCUCAUCUCUCCACGAGAUUUCGCCGGGGAAAUGAAAUGACUAUUUUUUUCUCGACUGGUGUAUUUCGUUAUUUUUAAAGGGAAAGCAGUUCCUGGUGCACUUUGUUCCUACUAUAUUUAUAUAUAUAUAUAAUUUUUGUACAUACUGUAUUUUUAUAAAACGAGCAAUAAAAUAAUGCGUCCUAAAAAUUGGGUGAUUCGAGCUUA